GUCAUCCUGCCCGUGCUGAAGGUUUAUUUUGGCUUCUGCUGCUUCUCAGCCGCCGCCAUUAUAGAAAUUGGCGAAACACUACUGUGGAAAAAAUGGGUAUUUAAAUUGUGAAGAAUCCGAAUACAACACGACAUAAAGGGGGGGGAAGGUAGGGGGGGGGGAAGGUUGUAGGGGUCUCAUGGUCUUGUGAGCGGAAAGAGGCCGAGGACGGGAAUUGAUUGGAAACAUGUAAACGGGGGGGGGUUUCGGAAAUUACCGGAGUAAAUUGGGAUUUGAGGGAAGCUCGAGAGCUCGGUGCUCGGGACGAUUUGAGAAGAGCAGGGCUGGGGGCGACCGGGUUGGGAGCGAACGGGGGGCUCGGCACCGACGGCUCUAGAAGAACCGCGGGGCUCGUGGCUGGCAGCUCGAGCGCGAGCGAGCGAGCGAGAAAAAGAGAGCGCGAGGAGCGCAGCUCGCGGAGCGCGGUGGGACUGCCGUUGGGCGCUGGAGACAGGAGCAUAAAGACAGGAAAAGCUGCUAGCUUCCUGCUUUGUCUCCUUGAGGAACAGCUGGUCAACAAUGACAGAGCGAGGGCUGAAAUGGGCCUGUGAGUACUGCACAUACGAGAACUGGCCGUCAGCAAUUAAGUGCACCAUGUGUCGUGCCCAGAGGCCCAGCGGGACCAUCAUCACUGAGGACCCCUUCAAGAGCGGGUCCAGCCUGGAUGCAGGUCGUGAGUGGGAUGCACCAUUCUUGGAGGGCGGGGGUGCCCUGCUCAUCUGCCCUGACUCAAGCGCACGGCCCCGUGUUAAGCCCACCAGCCCAUCUGAGGCAGUCAGCAAGUGGUCCUGCCAGAUGUGCACCUACUUGAACUGGCCACGUGCAGUACGCUGUACUCAGUGCCUGUGCCAGCGCCAGCGGGCCCGCAGUCCUGCCGAGGCGCCCCAGUCUUCGGGUUCUGGUGGCCGUCCCAUACCUCCGCCCCCACCGGUUGACCCUUGCGAGGAGUACAACGAUCGCAACCGGCUGAACACUCGUGCACAGCGCUGGGCAUGUGCUGCCUGCACCUAUGAGAACUGGCCCAAGACACGCAGAUGUGUGGUAUGUGACCACCCGAGGCCCAGCAGCCCGGAAGCCAUUGAGCUGGCAGAGUCUGAGGAGCCAUCACCUGUCAUCAAUGAACAGGACCGAGCCCACUGGAGGAGCAGCUGCAGUGGGGGGCAGAGAAGGUCCCCCCCAACCUCCAAGAGGGAGUCGGAAGUUAAAAUGGACUUCCAGCGGAUUGAGCUGGCAGCUGGGGCAGUUGGAAGCAAAGAAGAGCUUGAGGUGGACUUCAAAAAACUAAAGCAGAUCAAAAACAGAAUGAGGAAAACAGAUUGGCUUUUUCUGAAUGCUUGUGCUGGUGUGGUGGAAGGGGAUCUGUCUGCAGUGGAGGCCUACAAAUCCUCCGGGGGGGAUAUUGCGCGACAGCUCACAGCUGAUGAGGUGCGCCUCCUGAAUCGACCCUCUGCUUUUGAUGAUGGAUUCACCCUAGUUCACUUGGCUAUCCGUUUCCAACGGCAGGAUAUGCUAGCCAUUCUCCUUACAGAGCAGGUCUCCCAGCAGGCGGCAAAGUGCAUCCCAGCUAUGGUAUGCCCAGAGCUAACAGAGCAGAUUCGCCGGGAGGUGGCCGCCUCCCUACACCAGCGCAAAGGAGAUUUUGCCUGUUAUUUCCUCACAGAUCUUGUUACCUUCACUCUACCUGCAGAUAUCGAGGACUUGCCUCCAUCAGUUCAAGAAAAGCUGUUUGAUGAGGUAUUAGACCGGGAUGUGCAGAAAGAGCUGGAAGAGGAGUCUCCAAUUAUAAAUUGGUCGCUGGAGUUGGGCACGCGGCUGGACAGUCGUCUGUACGCAUUGUGGAACCGUACGGCAGGUGACUGCCUCCUGGAUUCGGUGCUGCAGGCCACCUGGGGCAUUUAUGACAAAGACUCGGUUCUUCGCAAGACUCUACAUGACAGCCUGCAUGACUGCUCGCACUGGUUCUACACACGGUGGAAGGAGUGGGAGUCAUGGUACUCCCAGAGCUUUGGCCUACACUUCUCUUUGAGGGAGGAGCAGUGGCAGGAGGACUGGGCUUUUAUCCUCUCACUGGCCAGUCAGCCUGGAGCGAGCUUGGAACAGACCCACAUCUUUGUUCUUGCACACAUUCUUCGUAGACCAAUCAUAGUUUAUGGAGUGAAGUAUUACAAGAGUUUCCGUGGCGAAACAUUAGGAUACACUCGUUUCCAAGGUGUGUACUUGCCUUUGCUGUGGGAGCAGAGCUUUUGCUGGAAAAGCCCUAUUGCCCUUGGGUACACGCGUGGCCACUUCUCUGCACUGGUGGCUAUGGAGAAUGAUGGCUAUGACAAUCGGGGCGCAGGCGCCAACCUCAACACUGAUGAUGACGUCACUGUCACCUUCCUGCCGUUGGUGGACAGCGAAAGGAAGUUAUUGCAUGUGCACUUCUUGUCAGCACAGGAGAUGGGGAAUGAAGAGCAACAGGAAAAGCUUUUGCGGGAGUGGCUGGACUGCUGUGUUACAGAGGGAGGUGUUCUGGUGGCGAUGCAAAAAAGCUCCCGUCGACGGAACCACCCACUUGUUACGCAGAUGGUGGAGAAAUGGCUGGAUGGCUAUCGUCAGAUCAGGCCUUGCACCUCGUUGUCCGAUGGUGAGGAUGAUGAUGAUGAUGAGGAUGAAUGAUAAGUCUGCAGGAUCAAGGAACAUCCUCUGAGUCCUGCUGACCUGAUCAGGCAAAACAGAGGGAAGCGCCUUUGUUGACACCAUGGGGAUGAGGGUUGGACAUUUCACCAUCAUUUUGAAAGGAAAGGAAGGAAGGUGUUCUUGUGGUAGUUUAAACACCUAAAAUACAACCAUAAAAAAUAAAGGAAAAAUUAAAGACUGAAGGGCCUCUUCUUUGCUGCGAAACUGAACUGGUAUGGGUUCAAAUAAGAUUAGUUUACAGAAAAGUAAGAAUCUUGAAUUUUUCUUUCUCCCCAUAUGUACAUCUUUUUCCAUAAAUGUAAUGCAUGUGGUUGUUCAACAAAAUAUUUAAUAGAAGAAAUACCAGCAAUGAAAAACAAACUUUAUAUUGGUUUAUCAUGAGCACUUAUAUAAAAGCACAUUUUGAAUUGCUUGCCUGUGAACCCCUCAUCUUGUCCUCCCUGUGGAUGUUAAAGAUGUUGGGUGACUUGUUGGAAAAGGGGGUGGAUAAGCCAAUUAUGUGGCCCCUUUACAUUUACUUUUACACCGGAGAGUAUAUUUAGGAAAUUGUUUAAUACAAACACUAAUUAGUAUGCACUUAAAUAAACAGGAAGAGUUGCCUGAUCAACAUUGUAUUGUGGUAAGAAACAGAAAUUUCAUUUCAAUGCAAAGGUGGUGUCUUUUUAGGAGAGUUUGUGUUCAUUGUUAUUCCUCAUUGUUUACCCUUUUGGAAGCUUUUUUAAAAAAGUCUGACCUAUUUAUUUUGGCAAGGUGGCACCCUACUUAUUUCUCCCUUUUUGGUCUUUUUUUUUUUUUUUUUUUUUGUCUGGUUACCUGUACAUUCAUUAUUGGAAGAAGUUGCACAGAAAAGUUGCUGUGAGAGGGGAAUAUUG
Molecule: messenger RNA, 3590 nt
Organism: Scleropages formosus (Asian bonytongue)
Lineage: Eukaryota; Metazoa; Chordata; Actinopteri; Osteoglossiformes; Osteoglossidae
Gene: zranb1a
Product: zinc finger, RAN-binding domain containing 1a
Exons: 10
Coding region: 559-2697 (712 amino acids)
Biological process (GO): protein K29-linked deubiquitination; protein deubiquitination involved in ubiquitin-dependent protein catabolic process; protein K33-linked deubiquitination
Cellular component (GO): cytoplasm; nucleus
Molecular function (GO): K63-linked polyubiquitin modification-dependent protein binding; cysteine-type deubiquitinase activity
Source: RefSeq, a predicted model, not a curated record